AUGUCUUCUCCACGGGCUCCAGGGCUGCGUCUUUCCCGUAGGGCUGGUUGCUUUGUGUGCACAUCUACAUGUCCUAUGAUCACUCUUGAUAUCAUUACUACCAAGGUAGGCUCUCAACCGGAGAACUAUUCCACCGGUAAUGAUGACGAAGAUGGAGGCAAUGCAGCUACCAAGCUCGAAAUUAUCCUGGUCGAUAGAGCGGUAAUCGCAAAGGGCGGUUGGGUGGAUGGGUCUCAAGAUCUUUCUUCAUACGCAGACUUCGAUACCACCUCGAGACGCAAGCGGCACGACACCCGCAAGGCACACGCCGAAAGCGAGGGCGUAAGACCAAUCGCAGCGAUGCCAAGCAAAGGCGCGCAGAAAGAUGGUGCUAAAUAUCACCAAAAGCCGGCACGCAAUGAUGGUGCAAACCAGUCGUCAGCGAACCCGCCCAGAGUUACAGAGGACGACCUCUUGAACUUCCAAUUCCGACAUUUCGGCGAUGAUAGCCGGCCCAUAGAGUGGUUCGUUCCACCAUCGGUCGCCCUCGCCUACGAUCCAAAUCACGAUCCAAAUGACGAGGAUGGUCUGGGGUACUACCUAGAUGGCGUCAAGCGCACCCUCACCGAUGCCAACGUUGAAUGGUUCCGCGCCCGAGAGCUACACGAGUUGAAACAACGGCAGGAGAAGCGCGAAGCCGAGCGACUGGAAGGAGAAGCGGAAUCUGAAGCAGUGGAUCAACACCACUCGCCUGCUCAGCAGGACCAGAAACCCCACCGUGGCGGCGGGAACGUGCCAUACGACGAGCGAAAGAAGAGGUCGUGGGAGGGAUUCAUCGCAGGCAAGGACGCUGUGCAAGGUUCCUUGACGCAUCGGCGCAUAGCACGGGAACUAGACGAUCAGAAAGUGGAGGCAGUAGAGAUGGAUUAUUGA
Molecule: messenger RNA, 912 nt
Organism: Dissoconium aciculare CBS 342.82
Lineage: Eukaryota; Fungi; Ascomycota; Dothideomycetes; Mycosphaerellales; Dissoconiaceae
Exons: 3
Coding region: 1-912 (303 amino acids)
Source: RefSeq, a predicted model, not a curated record